AUGCACGCGACCCGGGAUCUUGGCGGCGGUGGCCUUUCCUCCGGGACCCUCAGCGUCGGCUCGGUCCUCCACCGCCAGGGGGCGUGCGCGGCUCCGCGGUUGCCGGGCUCAUUGGCCGCGUCGGGAAGCGUGGGAGGAGGCCUGGGGCGAGCUGGCUUCCUCCUCGGCGCGAGCGGACGCGCGGCGAAGCCGGAGGAGCCGGGGGAAGCCGAGGCGCGAUCGGCGCGCUCGGGAGGCGGCGGCGGCGGCGGCGGCGGCACCUCCCGACAGCCUCCGACAGGAUUGACGGCGGCGCGACCGCAGACGGGACCUUCUUUCAGAGACGUGCUAGAGAGUGAGAAGGCAAACAUGAGGGUAGCAGGAGCCGCAAAGUUGGUGGUGGCCGUGGCAGUAUUCUUACUGACCUUCUAUGUUAUUUCUCAAGUAUUUGAAAUUAAAAUGGAUGCAAGUUUAGGAAAUCUAUUUGCUCGAUCCGCGCUGGACUCAGCCAUUCGUCCUACGAAACCUCCGAGGUACAAGUGUGGGAUCUCAAAAGCGUGCCCAGAGAAGCAUUUUGCUUUUAAGAUGGCUAGUGGAGCAGCCAAUGUCGUGGGACCCAAGAUCUGCCUGGAGGACAAUGUUUUGAUGAGCGGUGUGAAGAAUAAUGUCGGAAGAGGAAUAAAUAUUGCCUUGGUAAAUGGGAAAACAGGGGAAGUGAUAGACACCAGAUUUUUUGACAUGUGGGGAGGAGGUACGUGCAGCUUACACUGUGUCCCCGCGGCUCUCACUGAACCAUCUGAGAGAGAACUGUUCCCAUUUCCCUCCCUCGGGCCUCACUGGUUAAUUUCUGAAAAUGGAAUUAACGGUCAAGGGCUCACGGAUGAGGCACGGCGGCUCAUUGCUGAACUGGGCAGCACUUCGAUCACCAGUCUUGGUUUCCGAGAUAACUGGGUCUUCUGUGGUGGGAAGGGCAUUAAGACAAAGAGUCCCUUUGAACAGCACAUAAAGAAUAAUAAGGAAACGAACAAGUACGAGGGAUGGCCUGAGGUGGUGGAGAUGGAAGGAUGUAUCCCCCAGAAGCAAGACUGACGGGAAGGAACGAGAGGCGAGGAGGAACGCACUUUGACUCUGCAGGAGAGCGGUCAGGCAGCCGCUCUGUGUACAUAUUUCAGUAGCAUGUGGCCGUCCAGGGUGUGCAUGAGCAAGACCGUCUCUGUCGAUUCCAGGAUUAUUUAUUGCUAACAGAAAUGGCUACCUUUCUGUAAAUAGUCUUCAUUGAGCCAAUCACUGAACUAUUUGUAAGCACAUUUCCCUGAAAGUACAACGUGUAGACGACAAUGGCAAUAAUGUGUUUUAAUCCUAAAAGCAUAUUCAGGGGGUAACCACGCAGGUUGUACAGGACGCUGAUAUUUAUCCUGGUUGCUGGGAAACCCUAUCAUGGAAUAACGUGGCUUUUAGGGAGGAGAUUUUGUUCGUAUAUGUGUCUCUGUAUAAAUAUCUGGCAUGUUAUGACAGUAUCCUUUAAAUGAAAGAGAUUUUUGGUUAGUUGUCUGUGUACUGUCACCUUACAGUCCGACUCCUGUUGUAUCUUUUCACAGUCUUUAUUUUUGUCUUUCCAAAGAAAUCCAGAAAUAAAAUGUUUCACACGAAAAUUUAUAUCAGAUUUGUGAAAAGCACAACAGUUUUUUGUUGUUGUUAUUUUUUUUUUAAUAACAGUGAAGAGGAACAUUAAUGUAGGUGUCAUUCCGAGCUCAUUUUCUCAAUUCUGUGUUAGCGGUGUGAAUUCUGUGAUUCUGUGUAAGCUGUGUAGAGUGAGCCUAGGGGUGGGAUUCCACAGAACUGGGGGGCCAGGCCGAGUCCCUUCCUCAACCUAAUCAGGUCAUUCAAGACAACUGGGUCAGUACAUUUAGAGUAAUACAGGCAUUUAUCUGCUUUCAUCGACCACAUGAUUUUAGAACAGGAAUACUUGACUAUCAUAGCCUUGAUUUGUAAACCAAGAAAUUCUGUUAUUUAUUUCUAACUUUGUGAUAGCAGCUGUUGCCUAAACGUGUAGCAGAAGCUUUGAAAAGUCCCAAUUAAUGUUUUUUUUAGGGCAUUCCAUGCCUAUUGUAUAGGUGACGUACAUUAAAUCCUCAUGUAUGGAAUCACUUCAAAUGCAACAUAAACAAAUGAAAUGUUCAUGCUGCCCUUUGUGGGAUGAGGCCACACGUAAAAUCUGAACCUAAAAUUUAGGUGGUUUGUAUAAAAAUCUAAAAGCAGUAUUUGCUAUUUUGUUAAAAGCUAGAAGCCGUCCAGGUGUCCCCUUCUUGACUGUUACUGACCUGUGCUACUGUUUCUUUCCUCAUUGAAUGUAGUUCAUAAGGAGAUAAAUAAUCGUCUGUGCUCAGAGAAGUUUUGUAAACUUUAAAUGUAGAGUCCUGGUGCUCCUGUACUAACACAUCCAGCAUGUAUGGUUUAGCCUUUUUUUUUUUUUUUUAAAUACAGUUCUAGGGAUGGGAAAAUAAAUAAACAUUGCAGGGUUAUUUUUCUUUUUUAAUACUGAAUAUAAGUACUCUUGGUUUGACAUUGUGAAUUUUUUAUUUUUCAUUUUUGUAUUUGACAAAGCACUAUACCUGUAGAACAUCCCCUGAAAUUCUCCCCUUUUUUGGGGGGUGGGGGAGAUACAUCUUAACAUGUAAAAAUUAAGUUUUUGCCAUUCAACAUAGUAGUAUCAUAUCGCCUGGAUAUAUUGGACUGUGUAUGGAAGUAAAGUUGCUUGAUAACAGGCUAACCCUUUGAGAGAUGGCUUUUCCAUUUGUAUAAACUUUUGGGAGGGAGAAGACGGGUUCUGUAACUGCUGUGGUGCAGUAGGGUUUUUUUGGCCUGGAUUCUGUCUUGUCUUGGUUAUACCGGCUUAACUCUGGAAGCAAUAAUCAACUGUUUUACGUUCACAUCAGCCUUAGAAGUGGAACAAUGCUCACUUAAUGUUGAGAACGAGUUUUCUUUAUUAAAAUCAAAACUCUUUAA
Mus caroli (Ryukyu mouse) is the source of this 2985-nucleotide messenger RNA. NCBI's taxonomy places the organism in Eukaryota, Metazoa, Chordata, Mammalia, Rodentia, Muridae. The record is from RefSeq and is a predicted model, not a curated record.